CCGAACAAAUUUCUCCCUACGUCUAAUAAUGAUCAAACACAACACCUUCUACAGCAGCUGAUUCAACUCUUUCACUCAGUGCAAUGGAAUAUUUCAGGUCGGGUGACAGUGAACAUUUAAAUGCACUGUGAAGUCUUUUAAUUAUUGCCUUAAAUUGCUUUACCUGUCAAAGUGGAAUCCUUCAGUCAGUGCUUAACAGUGAUACGAUAUUUGACAAUGAUGUAUGACGCGGAAGAACUGACCAUAGCAGCCGCCACUGGAAACACUGUCCGUGUUAAGUUUCUACUUUCUAAAGGGGUAAACGUGAACAGCUUUAACAGAUUUGGAAGAACACCUAUACAGGUGAUGAUGAUGGGGAACACACCUUUGGCGCACCUUUUGCUUGAACAUGGUGCGGAUCCAAAUGUGCCUGAUCCUGGAACGGGCAGCACACCUCUACACGACGCUGCCAGAACUGGAUUCUUGGACACUCUGAAGCUUUUAAUUCGCUUUAGCGCGGAUCCAAAGGCAACAGACUACAACAAUUUACGACCUGUGGAUGUGGCAGGACAGACGGGAAACUUGGACGUCUUCGAAUUUCUCAAUCGCUUUUAAAAACAACAAUUUAUUUAUCUUAUAUUUACCCGCAUAUUAUAUGGCCUAAUCCAAAAUUAGAUUUUGGUUUACUUAUAUUGCACUUUGAUCUUUUGAACCUCGUAUUUUUUUGCAGUUUUCUUUAGGCUUUUAAACACUUAUCUUGUAGUUUGUAUGUUUUAUUCGAGUUUACUGCAAAAUAUUUAUUCUUGGUCGAUGCAAUUCAAAGUCAAAAACGCCGUCAAAUCAAUUGCGGUUUUGUGACUUUGGUCAGCAGGCUAAUUGCUUAUUAAUGUAUUUCGGUGAGCGGCUUUGUUAGAUGGCAUUAUACGAUAUUGUCGUUAAAUGUGUUAUUUUUUUUAAUAACAUUACCAUAAAAUCAAGUUUAAUGCAUUCAGAAACUACUGUUUAUA
Triplophysa dalaica is the source of this 986-nucleotide messenger RNA. It is a transcript of the gene cdkn2, whose product is annotated as cyclin-dependent kinase inhibitor 2A/B (p15, inhibits CDK4). The record is from RefSeq and is a predicted model, not a curated record. Gene Ontology annotation, molecular function: protein kinase binding; cyclin-dependent protein serine/threonine kinase inhibitor activity. Bases 217 to 594 code for a protein of 125 amino acids. The transcript has 2 exons. Lineage: Eukaryota; Metazoa; Chordata; Actinopteri; Cypriniformes; Nemacheilidae. Gene Ontology annotation, cellular component: nucleus. Gene Ontology annotation, biological process: regulation of cyclin-dependent protein serine/threonine kinase activity; negative regulation of cell population proliferation.